AUGAGCAUGGAUUUCCAUCCAAUCAAACAGACUAUGCUACUAGCUAGGAGUUGCUUAUUCGGCAACACCUCGAGAUUGAUGCUCAUGUUGGGCGGUGUUAAUGACAUUGCAUUUUCCACUCCGAACAAGCAACUAUGUGUUACUACUUGUGGUGAUGACAAAACCAUCAAGGUCUGGGAUGCUGCAACGGGUGUAAAACGGCAUACUUUUGAAGGCCAUGAAGCUCCUGUCUACUCUAUCUGCCCUCACUACAAGGAAAACAUUCAGGAUGGGCUCGACUUAGGCCCAAAUCAAAAGAAACUAAUGGGCCAAGUCCGAUCCAACCUCAAUCUCAAAGCAGAACCCCUAGACCUAAGAGCCACCAUUGGAAUAGGGCAUGUCGACGCACUGAACUCCGGCGGAGGACCGGCUAAGACGGUGGACGAAUGUCGCAUGUCCCCUGGUCGAGGUUGGCGGCAAAGCAACCGGUGGAUCUUGUUCCAUACUCAACCAACCAACCCAAAUAGAUCUAGCCGAAGACACUACAAAGGUGGAGAGAAGGGCCAACAGACAAAACCCAUCGGACUUCCAAACACGACAUGA
This is a messenger RNA of Arabis nemorensis, 582 nucleotides long. Lineage: Eukaryota; Viridiplantae; Streptophyta; Magnoliopsida; Brassicales; Brassicaceae. The record is from the annotation of a GenBank genome assembly.